Molecule: messenger RNA, 771 nt
Organism: Geodia barretti
Lineage: Eukaryota; Metazoa; Porifera; Demospongiae; Tetractinellida; Geodiidae
Source: the annotation of a GenBank genome assembly
AUGCGAGCGAGGACGAAUUUGAAAAAAAACUAUCGCAAACUGGCUUUGAAAUACCACCCGGACCGCAACCCGGACGAUCCCAAAGCCGAGGAAAAAUUCAAAGAGGCGGCGGAAGCCUACGACGUGCUGAACGACCCCGAAAAGCGCAGCUUGUAUGACCGCUACGGUCACGACGGCCUGCAGGGCGCCGGCUUUCAGGGCUUUGGCGGCGCCGAGGACGUCUUCUCCAGCUUCGGCAGCAUUUUCGAGGAACUGUUCGGUUUUGGCGGCGGCGGACGCCGAGGCGGACGCACCGCGGCCCGCGCCGGCGCGGACCUGCGCUACGACGUUCAGGUCACCCUGGAAGAAGUCGUUUCCGGUACCGAGAAAAUGCUGGAGUUCGACAAAACCGAGACCUGCAUCCAGUGCCUGGGCAAGCGCACCGCACCGGGCACGCAACCCACCACCUGCGGCACCUGCGGCGGCAUGGGACAGGUGGAGCGGCGGCAGGGCUUUUUUGCCAUGCGUACCACGUGCCCGCGCUGCCGCGGCCAAGGCAUGGUGAUUACCGACCCGUGCCCCGAGUGCCGAGGGCUGGGGUUGGUGCAAACGCCCAAGAAGCUGUCGGUGAAGAUCCCGGCCGGCAUGGACGAAAACUCCCGCCUGCGUCUCACCGGCGAGGGCGAGGAGGGCACCAACGGCGGGCCGCCGGGCGACCUGUACGUGGUGGUGCACGUAGCGCCGCACGAUAUUUUCGAGCAGGACGGCACCGACGUGCAUUGCGAGGUGUGA